Messenger RNA from Chironomus riparius, 499 nucleotides. NCBI's taxonomy places the organism in Eukaryota, Metazoa, Arthropoda, Insecta, Diptera, Chironomidae. The record is from the annotation of a GenBank genome assembly.
CUUCUAUGAAUUAAGACUUGUUAAACAAUGAAGCUGAAUCUUAGUUUUUUGACAAUAAUCACUUGUUGUCAUGUUCUAAACCUUCAACCCAUAAAUAUUGAUGAAGCACCACAAAUUGUGUCAUAUGAAUUUGUGCAACAUCCAAAUAGCUCCUACUAUUAUGCCUACGAGACUUCUGAUGGACAAGAAAAAAAAGAAUUUGGGAAUUUUAUAGAAAUUAAUGGCAAUAAAGUUCUGUCAGUUGAGGGAAGCUAUCGAUUUACAGCAGAUGAUGGAGUGGAACGUAAAUUUAAAUAUACAGCAGGCGUAAAUGGUUUCCAUGUAGAACCAGAUAAUUCAAUAGAGUUUGAUGACAGAAUUGAUCCGAACAUCAUCAAGUCGCUGCUGGGUUAAAAUUGAGAGCUUAAGUAAUUAAGUGUUAAUUUAUUAUAUUUUGAAAUUAAUACCUGCCAUGGAAUAUCCAUAAAUGUUUAAACAAUGUUAAACAAAUGACUUUGUG